AUGUGCAUGAGUCCACUGAAAAGAGCAUUAGAUGACAUAGAAUAUAAUGCUUCUGGAGCCGAACCUUUGAAAAAGAAGACCCGGUUACCUGUUUUAAAAAGGCACAUAGAGGGCAGCACAAGUGGUAAGAAAGCCAAAGUAGGUGCCCAUACUCAUUGCAGACUACAGAGUAAUAAGAAACAUUUCCUAAGUGAUCCUCCAAAUCAUUCAUUAAAUGGAUUGUCAUAUACUGCAGUUUUGCAAGGCUCUGAUUAUGAAUGCAAAACAGACAAAUCUACUGAUUUCACCAUUAAAAAGGAGCAAGCAAAGCGUUCAUCAGAUUCAGAUUCUUUGCCAAAUCACACACCAGAGGAAUCAGAUAUAAAAAAAUGUAAGGUUGACCAAACAGUCAGAGAAACAGAAUCAGAAAGUCAUCAGGAUUCCACAAAUCCAUCUAAUGAACACAACACAACAGAUGCAACAUGUAGUACAUCACAGUACACAGAAUACCCAAAACAGCUUGCACACUUAUGUGGAAUUGCAGACUAUAUGAGAGUACAGCAGAAUUACACUUUUCAGAAGAAUGUUGCUUUUGCAAGAAAAAUUUUUGUGUAUUCAAGUGAUAGAAGUGAAUAUGAUUAUGAUAACAAUGGUACUAGUGAUAAUGAUGAUGAUGAUGAUGAUGAUGAUGAUGGUGAUGAUGAUGAUGAUGGUGAUUGGUAUGAUGACAAUGGUGGGGAUUUGUAUGCUGCUGCUGCUAAUGAUGUUGACAAUGAUGAUGAGGAUGAUGAUUAUGAAUAUGUCAGUCCUGAUACAGAAGUUGUUUCAAAACGACAUAAUAUACAGAUGGCUGAUUUCUUCACACUGCAGAGAAACUAUGCCCCAACAUUGCCUGGGAGUCCAGGUGCCGCUGCUGCUGCUGCAGCUGCAGCAGUAGGAGCAGGAGGAUUUGAACAUGAUGAAAAUGGCAAUGAAGCUGAAGAAUUUGAUAGAACAAGUGCUGCAUUAAACAGUUUGAAACAUGGUGUUCCUUAG
This is a messenger RNA of Schistocerca cancellata (South American locust), 1014 nucleotides long. RefSeq names its product myb-like protein O. The transcript is spliced from 2 exons. The record is from RefSeq and is a predicted model, not a curated record. Bases 1 to 1014 code for a protein of 337 amino acids. Lineage: Eukaryota; Metazoa; Arthropoda; Insecta; Orthoptera; Acrididae.